AUGAGUGGACAAGCUGCCAGCUACUAUAACGAGGGUGUUCCUCAGGGCCAGCCUCAACCAAACUACGGUCAUGACCAGCAACAUCAGAACUUUCAACAGCCAAAUCCUCCACCGGCACCGUACCCGCAGCCAAGCUAUCAGCAGCCAAGCUAUCAGCAGCCUGCAUCUGAGGCCAAACCACCGCCGCAAUACCACCAAAAUGUCCCAGAGUCCGGAUUCAGCUUUGACCAGGCGUUCAAGAUCGAGAAGCCUGAGUGGAAUGAUCGGUGGGCAGGUCUCUUGUUGAUUGCUGUCUUCCUCGGGUAUGUCGCGGUAUCUGGACUUACCAUCCACAAGUAUGCCACCAACAAAGCCUUCAAUGGAGGAGGAAUCUACGACUCGGCCAAUGAUUUCUCGCUAAAUACCAACACUCUCGUUCUAUUUGUCUUUGUCCUCGUCGUCGCCCUAGUCUUCUCUUUCCUCUAUUUCAUGGGCGCAAGAUACUUCACCAAGACCUUCAUCUGGGCGACCGGCAUUCUCAACAUCGUUUUCGCCCUCGCAACGGGAAUUUACUACAUCGCGCGCAAGCAAUAUGGAGGUGGAAUUGUAUUCCUCGUCUUCGGUGUCUUCGCAAUCGUCUGUUUCAUCAGCUGGAUUCCGCGUAUCCCCUUCACUGCUUUCAUGCUACAGACUGCCAUGGAUGUAGCCCGCGGCUACGGACAUAUCUUCCUAGUCAGCGCGAUCGGUGGAAUCGUCUCAGCCGCUUUCGCCGCCUGGUUCUCCGUCACGACGGUCUCAAUCUACGUAGCCUACGAACCCGAUUCCACUGGCACCAACCCAUCCUGCGCGAACGGCGGCUGCAGCAGAGCCAAGGUCAUCGGCCUUGUCGUCUACGUCACCUUCGCCAUGUACUGGGUCAGUGAGUGGAUCAAGAACACCGUGCAUACCACUAUUGCGGGUGUCUACGGCUCGUGGUACUUCUUCAGCAAGUCCGCCGGCGGCAUGCCCAAGGGCUCGACCCGUGGUGCCUUCCGUCGCGCGACAACAUAUUCCUUUGGCAGUAUCAGUUUCGGCAGUCUGAUCAUCGCAAUCAUCAACAUGUUGCGACAGGCCUGCUCGAUCGCGCAACGACAAGAGGCUGGGCAGGGUAACUUGGUUGGCAGUAUCUUCAUUUGGAUCUUGGGAUGUUUCAUCUCACUGCUGGACUGGCUCAUUACUUUCUUCAACCGCUAUGCGUUCUGUCACAUCGCCUUGUACGGAAAGGCUUACAUCCCAGCUGCUAAGGAUACCUGGUCCAUGAUGCGCGACCGAGGAAUUGAUGCUCUCGUGCAAGACUGUCUGAUGGGUCCGGUUUUGACUAUGGGCUCGACUUUUGUGGCCUAUGUCUGUGCACUGUUGGCCUAUCUCUAUCUGCAGUUCACAAACCCCGCGUACAACCGGGAUGGUGACUUCACUGCGGUCAUCAUGGCCUUCUCUUUCUUGAUUGGUCUGCAGAUCUGCCAGAUUUUUAUGACGCCUAUUGGCAGUGGUGUAGAGACUAUCUUUGUGGCUAUGGGUUGGGAUCCACAGGUCAUGAUCAAUGACCACCCGGACAUCUACUACAAGCUGGUGCAUCUUUACCCUAAGAUUCAACAGGCAGUCCACACCUGA
This is a messenger RNA of Penicillium digitatum Pd1, 1629 nucleotides long. Its product is annotated as choline transporter-like family protein. Gene Ontology annotation, cellular component: plasma membrane. Gene Ontology annotation, biological process: transmembrane transport. Lineage: Eukaryota; Fungi; Ascomycota; Eurotiomycetes; Eurotiales; Aspergillaceae. The record is from RefSeq and is a predicted model, not a curated record. Gene Ontology annotation, molecular function: transmembrane transporter activity.